GACCAUUUUUAGCUCAGUAAGAUCAGUGACAAGAAGACACCAAGAGAAAUCGAGGAUUGAGAUCCCUCGAAAUACCAUCUGCAUCCCACCCUCUCCCCUUCACACUGAACCAUCUAUUUGAAGGAUUGGGAGAAAUAAAGGGAUUAUAAAACAUGAGUGAAGCAACAGCUGAAGAACCAAAGCCCAAAACACCAGGGGCUGAAGCAAGUGCUUCAAGUGAAGUAGAACGGAAAGUACUGGCUACUAAAGUCCAGGGAACUGUGAAAUGGUUCAAUGUGAGAAACGGCUAUGGGUUCAUUAACAGGAAUGACACCAAAGAAGAUGUCUUUGUCCACCAGACCGCAAUAAAGAAAAACAAUCCUCGCAAGUACCUACGGAGUGUAGGGGAUGGAGAGGUGGUGGAAUUUGAUGUUGUUGCUGGAGAAAAGGGGGCUGAGGCAUCUAAUGUGACUGGCCCAAAAGGAUCACCAGUACAAGGCAGUCGCUAUGCGGCAGAUCGACGCAGAUACCGCCGUGGUUACUAUGGGCGGAGAAGAGGUCCCCCAAGGGAGGGAGGAGAUGGUGAGAUAAAAGAUGGUUUCCCAGAAAUGAGUCAGACCCAGCAAAUCAAUCGUCAGCCUGCUGGCUACCGUCCAAGAUAUCAUCGACCCAUAACUCAACCAAGAUCUGUUCCACCAACUGGUGAAAAUGAAAACAAGGAGAAUCAGGCUGAGAUGGCAGCCCCUGACCAGCAACAACAAAAUCGCCGUGGAUUCCGCAGACCGUACAACUAUCGGCGUAGACCUAACCAAGGAAAUGCUCCAGUGCAGGGGACUAAAGAGUCAACCAAGAUGAGUGAAACCCCAGCUGAGAAGCCUGUGCCAGCGAGUGAGAAAAGCAACGCUGCGUAAUUGGAGAGGCCCGGCCGUCCAUCAUGUGCAAAAUGAUCGCUGAGAAGAGACAGACAGACAAGAGGCCUCACUUCUAUACGUCAAUGAGCUACAAUUGCCAAACAUUCAGGAGGGAAACAUCCUGCCUUUUCGCUAUUAGGAUAGCAUGCUGCUGAUAUGCUCACAACGAAUGGGAUUCAGUCACUUACUAGCGAAGGGGAUACUAUCUAUUAACAAAUGACUUUGAUCCUUUGAUGCCAAAGAACCAAUGGGGGAAGUGGAAUAGGGUAUCUAUGAUUAGCAUAUAUUAUGUUUAUAUUCUAAUAAAUAGAAUACAUGCUGGUUUGUAUGAACGUGUGUUGACCUUCCCAUCUCAGUGGAUUCCCCAUGCAUCAAAGCCUCAAACUAAACAAAAUCAACGGUUCAUGUCAAUGUUCCUAUGGCCAACAGGCUAUAAAAUACAAGAUAUUGCUAUGAACUAUGUUACUCGCUUCACAGUAAGUACAGUAACAUGUUGCUUUUCCCAGUCUACACCUGCAUGAUUCAACCAAAAACCAAUCCAACCCCGCCCCUCCUAGCUGUUGCAAUACAUAUGACAUCAUGACUUGACAUCAUGGCUUGUA
Messenger RNA from Xenopus laevis (African clawed frog), 1492 nucleotides. It is a transcript of the gene ybx3.L, whose product is annotated as Y-box binding protein 3 L homeolog. Lineage: Eukaryota; Metazoa; Chordata; Amphibia; Anura; Pipidae. The transcript has 9 exons. The coding region runs from base 153 to 890 and encodes 245 amino acids. The record is from RefSeq and is a predicted model, not a curated record.